This is a messenger RNA of Oikopleura dioica, 1260 nucleotides long. The record is from the annotation of a GenBank genome assembly. NCBI's taxonomy places the organism in Eukaryota, Metazoa, Chordata, Appendicularia, Copelata, Oikopleuridae.
AUGUGGCACCAGUGUCGAAAACUGACGCCGCGUUUCAUGAGCCACUCGGCUCGUGUUUCGCGCGCCAUGCUCCAGCUGGACAGCGUCAGCAUGUCCCGCUCCCUUCACAUGUCUCCCGAGCUCCUCGCCAAGAUCAUCGAGUGUCCCGCUUUUGCCGACUCAAUCUCCGAAGGUGACAUUUCCUGGAUCAAGGAGGUCGGUGAUUCUGUGCAGCCAGAUGAAACUGUUGGCGAAGUCGAAACCGAUAAGACCUCUUUGCCUAUCAAUGCCCCUACUGCAGGUGUUGUUACCAAGCUCCUCGUUGAAGAUGGAGAAACUGUCACCCCCGGAACUCCUCUUUUUGAAAUGGAAGAAGGCGAAGGUGCUCCAGCUCCUAAGAAAGAAGCUGCUCCAGCAAAGAAAGAAGAAGCUCCCGCCGCCGCUGCUCCCGUAGCUGCACCUAUCCCAACCGCCGCCCCAACUCCAUCUGCUGUCCCAACCGCGCCUGUUUCUACCACCAAGACCGCCGAUGUUAAGCCCACUCCCGCUGCCGAAGCCCCUGCUGCUGGAGGAAACCGAGGAGAACGACGAGUUAAGAUGAACCGAAUGCGACUUCGAAUUGCUCAGCGACUCAAGUCCGCCCAGAACACUGCUGCUAUGCUCACUACUUUCAACGAAAUUGACAUGUCUGGUAUUAUGGCGAUGCGAAAGGAAUACAAGGAUCUGUUCGAAAAGGAGCACGAUUCUCGACUCGGCUUCAUGUCCGCUUUCAUCAAGGCUUCGUCCGUCGGCCUAGUCAAGGAGCCAGCAAUCAACGCUGUCAUCGACGAUGCUACCAACGAAAUAAUCUUCCGCGACUACACCGACAUCUCCUUCGCCGCCGCUACUCCCAAGGGCCUUGUUGUCCCCGUCAUCCGAAACGUGGAAUCCAUGUCUCUCCUCGACAUUGAACGAGAACUCGCCCGACUCUCCGGCCUCGCAAGAGCUGGAAACCUCGCUAUUGAAGACAUGGAAGGCGGCACUUUCACCAUCUCCAACGGUGGCGUCUUUGGCUCCCUCUUCGGAACGCCCAUCAUCAACCCUCCUCAGUCCGGCAUUCUCGGCAUGCACGGUGUCUUUGAUAGACCCGUCGCUGUCAACGGCAAAGUUGAGAUUCGACCAAUGAUGUAUGUCGCCCUUACUUACGACCACAGACUGGUCGAUGGCCGUGAAGCCGUCACCUUCCUCAAGGGCAUCAAGCAAAAGAUCGAAGACCCACGACGACUGUUGCUCGACUUGUAA